AUAAUGUGGUUUCAAACCGACUGUAUGGUUACAUCCAUCUUUCAGACAGUUGAACUUCAUAGCCACAUGGCUAGGCCAUUUACUUCAAUAUUCUGAAAUUUCCUAUAAGAAUUUUCAUAUUUUAUUCCAUUGACACCUCAACCAAUUGAUAAAGUCAAAUAUUGUACCAAAAGAACUUAUUAAAUAUAAAAAUAAAAACGUUAAUCGGAAGUGAUGGCUAACCCAGGAGAAGUAUCGAAAAAAGGCAAGAAAAAGACGAAAGCUAAUAAGAAAAAAUGGAUGGAAGAACUAUCCGACGAGGAAGAAAUAGUUAUACCGAAAACUGUGGAAAAAGUUUCAAAUAAAAGAGAACGAGGAGGAAAGAAAGACCCCAAAAUUGAAAAUCUCAAAAUUGAUUCGGACAAUGACGGCAACGACAAAAAAGAGAAUGGAAAUGAGGAAGAAGUUGAGGAGCAAUAUUUUGGCGAAAUUGAGGAAACCAAGCCGGAGCCGGAAGUUAAAACUGAAAACUUAAGUAGGAAAGAAAUGAGAAGAUUAAAAAGGAAAAAUGAACUUUUGAAAAAUUAUCCAAAAGAGAGUAGUGAUGGUCAAAAUGGUUUGGACUCUCAGUUUUCAAUUUCUCAAGCGACCCAAGGCAAACGAGCAAACGCCGCCCUAGAAAAUCAAGUAGAUAUCAAAGUCGAUAAAUUUUCAAUUGCUGCGAAAGGAAAAGACCUUUUUGUUAAUGCAUCACUUCAUAUCACUGCAAAUCGACGUUAUGGCUUAGUGGGUCCAAAUGGCCAUGGAAAGACUACACUGCUAAGACACAUUGCUCUGCGAAAACUUUCUGUUCCACCAAACAUCGAUGUUUUAUAUUGUGAACAGGAAGUUAUAGCUGACGACACCCGGGCUAUAGAUGCUGUUCUUAAAGCCGAUUCUAAAUGGUUGUCAUUGAAGAAUCAAAGAGAAGACUUACUAACCAUUAUUAACAGUGGUACUGCAUCUGAUGAGAAAAUGGCUCUAUACAAUAAGCUUGAGGAGGAGUGGAAUAUUAUGAAAGGUGAUACAGCACAGUCUAGAGCAAGUCGUAUUUUAGCCGGUUUAGGAUUUACAAGAGAAAUGCAACAGAGGCCGACCAAGAAUUUCUCCGGUGGUUGGAGAAUGAGAGUUUCCUUGGCAAGAGCUCUGUUCCUUGAACCAACUCUAUUAUUAUUGGACGAACCUACAAAUCAUCUUGAUUUGAAUGCCGUAAUUUGGCUCGAUAACUAUCUACAAACAUGGAAGAAAACGCUUUUAGUAGUAUCUCACGACCAAAGUUUUUUGGAUAAUGUCUGUACAGAUAUAAUCCACUUGGAUCAGUGCAAAUUAUUUUAUUACAGAGGCAAUUACGAGGCUUUUAAAAGAAUGUUAGUUCAAAAACGAAAGGAGCAAAUGAAAGAUUGGGAAAAACAAGAAAAAAAGCUGAAGGAACUAAAAGCAGGAGGUAAAACGAAAAAGCUAGCUGAAACGAAGGUGAAAGAAGCUCUAACCAGGAAACAGCAAAAAAAUAAAACAAUGCACCAGAAACAACAGCAAGAUGAGGAUGAUAAACCUCAAGAAUUAUUACAGAAACCCAGGGAAUAUCUUGUCAAAUUUAAUUUUCCAGACCCUCCCCCUUUGAACCCCCCAAUUCUUGGGUUACACGAUGUCAGUUUUGGAUAUCCUAAGCAGAAGAAAUUAUUUGAAAAUAUUAAUUUUGGUAUUGAUUUAGAUUCACGUAUAGCUAUUGUUGGUCCCAAUGGCGUUGGAAAAUCAACUUUCUUAAAAUUGCUUGUAGGAGAUUUAGAACCCUUAACUGGGGAGCAACGUAAAAAUCACCGACUCAGAAUAGGAAAAUACGAUCAGCAUUCGGCUGAUCAACUGAGGCUAGAUUUGAGCCCAGUUUUGUAUUUGAAAGAAUUAUUUGAUUUAGAUUAUCAAGAUGCAAGGAAAAUGUUGGGAAAACUUGGCUUGGCCUCGCACGCACAUACUAUACCUAUAAAUGAUUUAUCAGGUGGUCAAAAAUCAAGAGUAGCUUUGGCCGAUCUUGUGUGUCGGAAACCGGAUGUACUUAUUCUUGACGAACCUACAAAUAAUUUAGAUAUUGAAUCAAUUGACGCUUUAGCAUUAGCCAUUUCCUCUUAUAAAGGUGGUGUCAUUAUUGUGAGCCACGACGAGAGAUUGAUAAGAGAAACAGAUUGUCAAUUGUGGGUCGUUGAACAUCAGAAAAUUGAGCAAAUUGACGGUGAUUUCGAUGAUUACAGAAAAGAAUUACUUGAACAGCUUGGUGAACAGCUGGCUGCUACACCAUCUGCAGCUGCUCAAUCGGCAAUAUAA
This is a messenger RNA of Dimorphilus gyrociliatus, 2334 nucleotides long. NCBI's taxonomy places the organism in Eukaryota, Metazoa, Annelida, Polychaeta, Dinophilidae. The record is from the annotation of a GenBank genome assembly.